AUGGCAGCAACCACAAAGAGCAUUGUGGAUGGCGCAUUUCUCGCACUCGAGACGAUAGCCGCCAAAUCCGAACGCGAGUUUGACGCGGCCGUUGAAGAGAACAACACCUGGCUCGAUGAGCUCGUCGAGGAGAUGCGCAAGACCGCCUUCCUUGCAUCGAACGUCCUCUUGCCGAAAACCCCAUCACUCACCGUCAAGCGCAACAACCGACGACGCAACCGCGCUGUGAAUGUCGCACAUUUGCCUGCCGAGGUUGGCAAAACUGAGGAGGCAGCGGCAGCAGCGCCAAUGACGACACGCACCACACGGUCUCGUGCUACACAAUCCAUCCCACUGCAACAAAGGUCGGACAACAUUGACUCCCAGAGCGCAACUACUGUCAAGCCUGAGGUGGCAGUGGAGGUCGCAGCAACGACUCCUGCUCCGCUGACCACUGCUCAAGAACCCGCUGUGACAGCCAUUGCCAAACGACGACGCGUGUCAGACGAGACGGAAGAUGUGCCGUCGAGCAAUUCGACAAGCAGCUCUGCUGCUGCACCCAUUCUGGCCGCUGCUGUGGUCGAGACGGCGGCGCAAGUCGCUGCAGCACCUGUACUUGCACCUACACAUGCACCGGCACCUGCAACUAUUCAACGACCGCAGCGUGCCACGCGUCGUGGCACCACGGCUCCCGCACCACAAGCGGAAGACGCUGCCGCACCCAGCUCGACCUCUUCGUCGGCGCUUCCACCAGCAGAGAUCGUCCCAGCCGUUGCAGCGUCUGCAGCAAGCACUCCCGAAAAGCCAUCCACCAAAGUUCGAGCAGCUGCCGCUCAGAUUGACGCUGCAGUGGUUGAUGCACCCGCAACGUCCGCACGCCCAACUCGAGGCGCCGCCAAGAACGCCCUCAAGGCGCUGCAAGCCACGGCCGAUGCUGAAAGCAAGGCAACCGCCAGCAAGGCUAAAAAGGACGAGACUCCAGUCACCGCCACCGUUAUUGCCCCUGCUGCCGAAGCACCGCUCGUUCCUUCUGUUCAAACUGCGGAGCCAGCAACCAUUCCUACUACUACUACUACUACUACUGCCAUUGCUUCCGCAGACGAUGCCGCAGCAGAGGAGCGUGUCGCUUUGGCUGAUAGUGUUGCAACUGCCACUGUAGCGGCGGCUGCUGCUACCAAACCAGCUGCCGCUGGUCGCAAGAAGAAGCUCGGCGCAGUCGCGUCCAAAGUCUUUGGCAGCCCACAGUCGGAAGCCCCUGGCAUGCUCCUUCCUGCAGCCGUGUCCAAGCUUGCUAAAAUUGAGACGCUUGUCAGCCCUGUUGUUCGUCGUACUGGCGCUCCUGCCGAAAGCGCGAACGCUAUCGAAGCUGUUUCAGCAGAAGCUCCCUCCGAGCCACAACCGGCUGAAGAGCCGACCAAGGAUAAGAAGGCAGCUCGAAAGCGCAAGCAAGACAUCCCCCAACAGUCUGAAUCAGCAACGUCGAGCCGACGCGUUUCGAUGGAAGAUGCUCCUGCGGCGAAAUCCGAGUCUGUUUGUAUUUCUGCGCCUAGCGUUAAGGAUGCAGCGGUCGAUGCAGCUGAGGCAGCAGAUGUCUCUACCGAGGUGGGGUACAAUGAUGUCCUUCAGGACAGCAAGCGCUCGCGGCAUUCCUUGUCUGAUGUCGAGCAGGAUGUGGCUUCAAGCAACGCUGCACCCAAGGCACCAGCGACUCCGGUUGCCGCUAGCAAGGCAGCGUCCACCAGCGAGUUUGCCGCGUUCGACGCCAUUUCGACAGCCAGCGCUGGCUCUGUUAACGCCCAGUGGAGCGACGCCAAAAAGCACGUCAUGGGAUUGGCAAGUCUCCGCAAGAAGCGCAUGCCAACGCGCGUCCCCGCAAGCGCCGUGCAAGCCAUCCCGCGGCCAGAGGUCGGUGAUACCAUGGCUGCUCCCUCUGACGCAGUGCCCGAGAUUGUCGGCGAGCAAGAGCACGAGGUUGUUCGCACGACGCGAAAGUCAAGUGCGAACGCGCGCAAGUCAACUGCUGCUGCUCGCAAAUCAAACGCGGCCGCGCGCAAGUCGAGUGCUCAACGCGCCAGCAAGCACGCUCAUGAUGAUGGUGCCGACGCUGACGACGAAAGCAAUGACAGCGCGGACGAUGAGGUCGAGGCACGGACCAGCCCCAUUGUGUUGGCUUCUCCAUCUGUGGAUGAGACGAGCCGACAAAUUGAAGCAAACAUCGAAUCCGCAGCGCCUACCGUGGAGGAGCCAGCUACAAGCUUGGACGGCGGCGACAGCAGCGCUUUUGACGUGCCUGUUGCGGCAACCGGAUCCAACCUGGCUGCCCCUGGCGAGCGUCCGUUUAGCAACCUGUCUGCAGGCAAUCGUCUUGGCGGGCCAAUCUCGUUCGCUGCCGUGCUGGAACAGCGCAAGGCGGAGGCGGCGGCCAAGGCUGCGGCCAACCGUGUUGCUCCGCACAUCAGGGCACUCAAAAUCGCCCAAGCCGCCAAGGAAGCCGACGAGCGUCGCAAGGAGGAGCGUCGCUUGCGCGAUGAGAGCCUGACCAAGAAGCGACUGGCCGAAAAGGAACUAAAGGAUCAAGAGGCUGCCGCCAAAAAGCAGCGCGAAGAGGACGUGCGCAAGAAGCGCGAGGAGACACGCAAGAUGGCCCCACCAACCUCAAGCGUUCUUGGCCAACGUGCUACUGCAGCGCCAGCGCCAGUGUCGUCGUCGUCGUCGUCGUCGUCGUCCGCUAUGCUGGUUGCUCCGGCAUCACCUGCUGCUCUCGCGCUCGACACGACGGCCACGGCUUUGGCAGCCACCUCACCCCUUGCAUUUAGCACUGUGGCAGACACGACUGGCCCACUAGACUUUGCCAUGGCCAAGUCCACCGAUUCCUCAGUCACCACCAGCCCUACCGGCUCGGCGGACACAACCUUGGUCGGCUCGUCCAAGACAUCCCCUGUCGAAGGCGCUGCGGCUCGUGUUGCAACUCUCCCGACAGCAACCGGCGCUGCCGCUCAAGUCGAUCGCAAGAAGAACCUCGCCGAACGAGAGCAGCUCUUGCUCAAGAAGCUCGCAGACCGCGAGGCCAAGCAUGCCACCUCAGCCACUACUGGCGGCGCAACCGGCUCCAGCCUGGUGACUCCAGCACAGACAGUCAUGCAAACACCCGUUGCAAACACUGCCACUCUCACCCGCCCGCUUGUGCCCCAUGUCACGGCUGCUGCGGCGCCCACCACCAACUCGUCUGGUCCGAUCAGCUCAUCCGCAGUCCUCAAGUCACUCAAGUCAAGCAAUGGUGCAGCGCCUUCGCAUGCUGGAUACUCAUCCUUGCUCAAAAAGCCCUCGCCCGUCGCUACGAGCUCGAUGUUGCCUUCAAUGGCCCCAGCAACGGCGAUGACUAGUGGCGCUCCUUUGAUGGCAGCAGCACCGACUGCACCUGUCCUGUCGUCGUCGUCGUCGUCGUCGUCGUCGUCGUCGUCGUCGUCUGGCGCUCCUUUGAUGGCAGCAGCACCGACUGCACCUGUCCUGUCGUCGUCGUCGUCGUCGUCGUCGUCGUCGUCGUCGUCGUCGUCGUCGUUGUUGCCCGUCACAUCAUCGUCCUCUACACCUGCACCGGAAGCUGCUGUCCAAUCGGCGCCUGUCGUCCAGCCGACCGUCACUCCCAUUUCCGCCAUUGCCAACUCGUCGGCAGCCGCAGCCGCCGCAGUCGCAGCAACGUCCUCAUCCAUGAGCUCGCCGCGAUCGUACGACAGCUAUGAUCUGACGGAUGGUCACACAGACACGUCGGAUGAGGAGGCAGAACUGGCAAACCCCCGUCCAGUCAAGCGAAUUCCGAUGUGGGCCCAAAAUCCCCAGCUCAAGACUGCCAUUUACAUGCAGGCCGUCCAAAACCGCAAUGUGGACGAGAUUUUCCCCGUGUUUGAGCAUCCAAACCUCGCGCUCAUCUUCACCCGCCCUGUCGAGGCCGCACCACGGAAGGAGCGCAAGCUGUCGGAUGUCUGGGUCUUGAGCCCGACCUCGUCUCCCCGCUACCGCAAGUAGACUAGGCCGCAGAUCCGACGAGUCUCUUGAUAUUGCACGAGUUU
Messenger RNA from Capsaspora owczarzaki ATCC 30864, 4046 nucleotides. RefSeq lists its product as hypothetical. Gene Ontology annotation, molecular function: protein serine/threonine kinase activator activity. Gene Ontology annotation, biological process: metaphase chromosome alignment; mitotic cytokinesis; positive regulation of protein serine/threonine kinase activity. Gene Ontology annotation, cellular component: kinetochore; midbody; nucleus. The transcript is spliced from 4 exons. The coding region runs from base 1 to 4002 and encodes 1333 amino acids. NCBI's taxonomy places the organism in Eukaryota, Filasterea, Ministeriida, Capsasporidae. The record is from RefSeq and is a predicted model, not a curated record.